AUGCCUUCUCCCGAGUCUCAGAAACACAAGGAGCUACGGGGUGCGCUCCGUGCCCUCGCGAAACACUUUAAUAGUCUCGAGACACAUCAAUUCGAUUACAGCCAUCUAAAGACGCACAAAGUAGACGUCUUGCCCAUGGAUCUAGAUAAUUCUAAGACUAGACCAAAAUUUUUUACCCCUUGCGCUGCCUCUCUAUUAAUGAACCCUGAUUAUGAAUAUGACCGGACCAGGAGAACAUAUUGUGACUUUGAUUUAGUCAGCCCAAUUCGCAGACUCCCAAUAGAUUGUGCGCGCAACAUGAUUAGUUAUUUCUCCUACUACAUAUUUGCCAGCAAUCUUCAAAGCAAUGACUAUAUUCAUGGCAAGUGGUCUAGUAUCAGUGUUGAUGAUACACCUUUUACGGGCUUGUUCGAUCAUGCUUCUCCUGAAUAUGGAACCCCCACGGCCGCUGAAUAUACAGACUAUUCAUGUACGCAUAUAAAAGCCAUGAUCUAUAAUGAUCUGGAAGGUAAUGAUAGUCAACUUCUGCGAGGAGAGAUCGUGAUUGCUCUCCGCUUGAUUUAUGGACAAUUCAGGAGGCUCCGUUUUUUCGAACAUCUGACUGCCCCGGUUCUUCUUUUCUCCUUCAUGGGGCCCCAACAUGCCCGGAUCAUCGAAGCAUAUUUUGAUGGCAGCUCGCUGGUAAUGCGUCCAACUCGGCUAUUUGAUCUUCGUAAGAAGGACGAGGCCUUGAUUAAAACUUUUGGGCAGUGGUAUCUUGGAAGCCCGACUGGAGACACUAAAGUUCUUGGAAGCUGUAAUCCUGACCCUUUACAGACAUGA
Molecule: messenger RNA, 822 nt
Organism: Aspergillus ochraceoroseus IBT 24754
Lineage: Eukaryota; Fungi; Ascomycota; Eurotiomycetes; Eurotiales; Aspergillaceae
Exons: 3
Coding region: 1-822 (273 amino acids)
Source: RefSeq, a predicted model, not a curated record